AUGCACACAGGGAAAGGCCUGACCAGCGUUCUCUACUUUUCAGAUUUGAGUGAAGAACGACUUGGGGAUAGCAGCACCACAGACAACACCGAGAGCUUCAGUGACAAGGACACAGAUCAGAGGAGCUCACCAGAUAUGGCAAAAAGUAAGAGCUGCUUCACUCCCGAGAGCCCCGAGAUAGUAUCUGUGGACGAAGGCGGCUAUGCCGUCCAGAAAAAUGGCGGCAGCUCAGAGGGCCGUCCGGAGAGCCCCAAGUACCACGGGGAACAGAAUCACCUCCUGAUCGAGGGCCCAUCGGGGACCGUUUCUCUCCCGUUCAGCUUGAAAGCCAACAGACCACCACUGGAAGUGUUAAAAAAAAUAUUCCCCAACCAGAAGCCCACGGUGUUGGAGCUGAUCUUGAAGGGCUGUGGGGGGGACCUGGUGAGUGCCGUGGAGGUCCUGCUCUCCAGCCGGUCCUCAGUCUCGGCUACGGACCGAACUUCAGAACCCGAGAGCCUUGUAUUGCCCCCAAAUGGGCACAUCUUUGAACACACCUUGAGCUCCUACCCCAUCUCCUCUUCCAAAUGGUCCGUGGGGUCGGCCUUCAGAGUCCCAGACACAUUGAGGUUUUCCACGGACUCCAGUAACGUUGUCCCCAACCCCUUGGCGGUACCCCUGCAGCACCCUUUCCCCCAGCCACCCCGGUACCCUCUGAUGCUGAGGAAUACUUUGGCGAGAAACCAGUCGAGUCCCUUUUUGCCCAACGAUGUCACCCUCUGGAACACCAUGACUCUGCAGCAGCAGUACCAGCUGAGGUCCCAAUAUGUCAGUCCUUUCCCCAGUAACUCUACCAGCGUCUUCAGAAGCUCGCCUGUCCUCCCCUCUCGCGCCCCGGAAGACCCUCGCAUCUCUAUCCCUGAGGAUGGGUGUCCAAUUGUGUCAAAGCAGUCCAUUUACACCGAGGAUGACUAUGACGAGCGGUCUGAUUCCGCAGACUCUAGAAUACUCAACACUUCAUCUUAAAGUGGUGGCAGAUGCGGAGAGACCAGGUGACUUUUUUUGUGCAUUUGAACGCUGGGGAAGUCCCCUCCCCAU
This is a messenger RNA of Condylura cristata (star-nosed mole), 1077 nucleotides long. RefSeq names its product doublesex and mab-3 related transcription factor 3 (gene DMRT3). Gene Ontology annotation, molecular function: protein binding. Lineage: Eukaryota; Metazoa; Chordata; Mammalia; Eulipotyphla; Talpidae. The record is from RefSeq and is a predicted model, not a curated record.